Sarcophilus harrisii (Tasmanian devil) is the source of this 7185-nucleotide messenger RNA. It is a transcript of the gene PEX5L, whose product is annotated as peroxisomal biogenesis factor 5 like. Gene Ontology annotation, biological process: protein import into peroxisome matrix, docking. Gene Ontology annotation, molecular function: protein binding. The record is from RefSeq and is a predicted model, not a curated record. Bases 718 to 2736 code for a protein of 672 amino acids. Gene Ontology annotation, cellular component: peroxisomal membrane; cytosol. The transcript is spliced from 16 exons. NCBI's taxonomy places the organism in Eukaryota, Metazoa, Chordata, Mammalia, Dasyuromorphia, Dasyuridae.
AGAAGAGAGAAAGGGGCAAAGAGGCCUGGAAGAAAAGAUUAUGAAGAAGAAAAGGGAGAGAAAGAGGACUCAAAAUGAGGAGAAGAGAUAAGAGAGAGAAAGCAGCAGAAAAACAGGAAAGAGCGACAAAGAUAAAAGACAGAGUCAAACAAAAAGAGACAGUAAAAAAGAGGGUGAAAAAGAAAUAGGGUGCUGAGAGGAGAUGUAAGACAUACACAGAGAUGGCAGAGGUGGCAAUAAUAAAUGGAUUUUUGGAGAUUGGGGAAGGUAUUAAUUCUUUAACUCUGUUCACAAUGAUAAGCCCAAGACUCUAAACUCCAAAGAACCCAGAAAAAAAAUGUUGAUAGAAAGAAGCAAAAAGCUUUGCUAAUGGGAAGGGCUUUAUUCCAGAGGGCACAGAGUGUAAUGGAAGAAUGGAUUGAGUGGGAAAGGAAACAAAUAGUAAAUAAUAGAUGAGCUUUAAAAGAAGCUUCAGCUAGGAACAGAGGUGCCCUGGAAGGAGAAUUAGGAGAGGAAGCCAUCAAGUUUUCGAUUCCUUUUUUGUGCUAGUGGGCUGCCCCCAUCCCCAGUGACAGCUUGCUCAGAUUGGAGACUGCUUCAGGGAUGCUCCAGUCCUUGAUGCAUGUUCUAAAUGCCAUUGCUAUGCCAGACUCGGGGUCCUCUGGUGCCAAACCCUGGCAAUGAAACCAUUGUUCAGUUGGUGCAAGGAAUUCUGGGAUGUCUGAAAGUGACAUGAGUGGAAGGACUCUCGUCCCAUCUCUCUUUAAUGCCUUAUUGUCCCGAAAACUGGCUCUACAAGUCAGCUACUUGAAAAGUAAAGAAAAAGGAUAUGGAAAGCUAAGCAGUGAUGAAGACAUCGAAAUAAUUGUUGAUCAAAACCAGGUAGUAGGUGUAACCUUGAAGAAAAAGUGGCACUGUCUCCAAAAAAGUGACCUGACUCUGGCCUUGGGGAAAAGCUCUAGGGCAGCCGAUAAGGCUGUUGCCAUGGUGAUGAAGGAGAUACCGAGGGAGGAGUCUGCUGAAGAAAAGCCCCUCCUUACUAUGACAUCACAGCUGGUGAAUGAACAGCAAGAAAGCAGACCCCUUCUAAGCCCUUCCAUCGAUGAUUUUCUCUGUGAGACCAAAGCGGAAGCCAUAGCCAGGCCAGUAACAUCAAAUACAGCAGUAUUAUCAACAGGUUUGGAUCUCUUGGACUUGAGUGACCCUGUGUCACAAACCCAAAACAAAACAAAGAAGCUGGAGGCUACGCCAAAGAGCUCAAGCCACAAGAAGAAGGCUGAUGGUUCCGACCUUAUCAGCACAGAUGCUGAGCAGAGAGGCCAGCCUCUGAGAAUCCCAGAGACCUCCUCAUUAGAUUUAGACAUUCAAACACAACUGGAUAAAUGGGAUGAAGUUAAGUUUCAUGGAGACAGAAAUAGCAAGAGCCAUGCUAUGGCCGAGAGGAAGUCAACAUCAUCCAGGACUGGAUCAAAAGAACUUUUAUGGUCUUCAGAGAGUAGAUCUCAGCCAGAAUUGACUAGCGGGAAAAGUGCCCUCAAUUCUGAGUCAGCUCCAGAUUUAGACUUAGUGCCUCCAGCACAGGCUCGACUGACCAAAGAACAGCGCUGGGGAAGUGCAUUACUUUCCAGAAACCACUCCUUAGAAGAAGAAUUUGAAAGGGCAAAAGCAGCAGUAGAGUCAGACACAGAGUUUUGGGACAAAAUGCAAGCAGAGUGGGAAGAAAUGGCUCGAAGAAACUGGAUAUCGGAGAACCAAGAAGCCCAAAAUCAAGUGACAAUUUCAGCUAGUGAGAAGGGGUACUACUUUCACACAGAAAAUCCUUUCAAAGACUGGCCUGGAGCUUUUGAAGAAGGAUUGAAAAGACUGAAGGAAGGGGACUUGCCUGUCACUAUAUUGUUCAUGGAGGCAGCAAUCCUUCAGGACCCUGGGGAUGCUGAGGCCUGGCAGUUUCUGGGUGUAACCCAGGCAGAGAAUGAAAAUGAGCAAGCUGCCAUCGUUGCUCUCCAGAGGUGCUUAGAAUUGCAACCCAACAACCUGAAGGCUCUAAUGGCCUUGGCUGUGAGUUACACUAAUACUGGCCAUCAACAAGAUGCUUGCAGUGCUCUGAAGAAUUGGAUUAGGCAAAAUCCUAAAUAUAAAUAUUUAGUAAAGAAUAAAAAGGCAUCUCCAGGUCCAACCCGAAGGAUGUCUAAAUCACCAGUUGAUAGUUCGGUCCUGGAAGGAGUUAAGGAGCUGUACUUGGAGGCUGCCCACCAAAAUGGAGAGAUGAUCGACCCUGACCUGCAGACCGGCCUGGGGGUGCUAUUCCACCUGAGUGGAGAAUUCAGUCGAGCAAUAGAUGCAUUUAAUGCUGCCUUAACAGUUCGGCCAGAGGACUAUUCAUUAUGGAACCGCCUUGGUGCCACAUUGGCUAACGGAGACCGCAGUGAGGAAGCGGUUGAAGCCUACACCCGAGCUCUAGAAAUCCAGCCUGGCUUCAUCCGCUCCAGAUACAAUUUGGGAAUUAGUUGCAUCAACCUGGGAGCUUACAGGGAGGCAGUCAGCAAUUUCCUCACUGCCCUAAGCUUGCAAAGAAAGAGUAGGAACCAACAACAAGUUCCCCAUCCGGCCAUUUCUGGCAACAUCUGGGCUGCCCUCAGGAUUGCUCUCUCCAUGAUGGACCAGCCAGAGCUAUUUCAGGCAGCUAACCUUGGGGACUUGGAUGUUCUACUAAGAGCUUUUAAUCUGGAUCCAUGAAGAAGAGAUGAUUCUACCGCCUACCCAUGCCACUGGAAAAAUUACUUCUAAUGUCAUGCAAAUUGCAAAAAUGAUUUUAUUAUAAAUUUCAAAAGGAGAAGUCAGAUGUUCAAAUGACAUGCAACCCAAGGGAACCCCUCCCAACGCUGCCCAAUUUCCGUCCAAGUUCAAAAGCACAAAACGUUGUACAUAAUGUCAGGUUUGGAUUCAAAACAAGGAUAGAAAGAAAUAAGACCAAAUGAGAAGAUGGUGGAUGAGGAAUGGCUCUCACAAACUAAGAGUGUGUCAUAAGACAUAGAUGUUGGAUUUUUGGAUAGCCGACCAUUUGUCCAAGGAUCUAAACUCUUAGGUCAUCAGACCCACAUAGAAGAAAGCACUGCCUCAGGCCAUGGAAUACAGACUGGGUCUCUUGCUGGGUUCCCCAUAAUCCCUCUUCCUAGGAUACAUCCAGCUUGGACCAACAGGGCAUGUACACUGUGUGGGCUGGCAAUGGGGAAGGUAGGCAGCAUUCUCUGGGAUUGGUUUCCUUUCUAUUUGAUUCCAGAGUUGGCUUUGCAGGCAAAAGCAAGCUUUCUCUAUGAUGUAUUUUUUUUCUUUUCUGCUCCUAUCCCAGAGUGAGGUGGGGACAGGAGGAGGGGAUUGGGGGGGGGGAGGGAGGAGAGUAAAACUGUACAUAUGCACUUUAAUAUCUUAUCAUUUAUGCCUUGCCGGGCUCUUGGGUUGUUUUUCCACUUUUAAACCUGAGAGCAAAGGUUCAGAACACAGCCACAGUUGUUCACUCAGUGGACCAAAUACUCAUUUUUGACAACUAUUCCCAUGGUAUAGGGUUUGACAAAACGUUUUUCUUAAAGCAGACAUAACAGGCUAAAGGGAUCAGUUCAAGCAUAGACUUUCUUACUGACAUAAUUUCGAAACAUACACAACCUAGAUGUACAGAGCUUUAUUCCUUCAAGUACCUUUGACUGGCCUGAGCAAGGCUCUGGGGAGCAAGGGGGUGGUAUGCUAGUGCUGAAUUCACAAUUGUUGGGCUGGGGUUUUUUGGAGGGGUUGGGUGAGUAUUGGUUCAGACAUAUGAUUUCAUCACUGUACAAAAUUCCCUGGUAAGGAAUCCCCUGCCACCAGUGCAGAGGAGCAAAUGCUCUGCAUCUUAUAUCCUUAGAUAAUUGCCUAGGAGGUACUUAGAGGUCAAGUGACUGGCUUACACAGUCAGUAUGAAUCAGACAUUGAACUUGAAUCCAGGGCUUCCUGACUCCAAGACUAGUUCUCUUUCCAUUAUGCCAUGCUGUUUCUAUAACAUCUUAUCUAAAUGACAUCAUUGAUCUGCUUUGCUUCCCUGCAUGUCGGUGGUCAUUUUAAACUAUUAAUAUUUUAGGCUUGAUAAAUACAUUUUUUUCAACUAAAAAUUAAUAGUAUUGGUUUAGUUCCGCCUCGCUGGUGCUUCUCCCUGCCCUACACUGUAUUCUGCUGUGGGAUGUGGUGCCAACUUGCCCACACAGUUCAUAGGCUAUUCCAGCCAAAUCAUUGGAUGAAUAUAGAAUGUUCAUCUCUUGACCUUGGGCCUUAUAUUGGCAAGUUGCCCAAGUAUCAAAACUCUUCUUGAUACUUCUCAUUUACUGUGGAGAAGUUUCAUCUAAUUAGUAUAAGCUCUGUGGUCUCAAGAUCCUGGAAUAUACUUAGUUCCCUAAAGUCUUGUUGGAUUACUUUAUUGGUUGAUGUUUUUAAUUUUGUUUUAUGAAAAUUCAGAAAUAAUUUGAGAGCAAAUGUUCUGGAACAGCAUAUAUUCAUGUUUCCCACAGUCUUUUUGUCUCUUUCUCUGACCCUGACUUCACACCACCACAAAACAAUACCCAAAAUGAUAGUAGCUUUUUUCUUAUUAGUUCUGUCUGUCAGUUCAUGGUUAUCAAAUCCCACCAAAAGGAGCUACUUAAAAAAGGCCAAGAAAUUCACAAUUUGAGGUUUGUGGGAUCGUUUUGUCUAACAGCCUCAUUUUACAAAUGAAGAAACUGAGGCUAAAAGAGAGGAAGAGAUUCAUCAGCUUUGCAUAGUAGUCCACAGCAGGACUGGGAUUCAAACCCAAGCCUUCAUAUACAGCAUACAGAAAUAAAGAGAAGUGCAUGGCCCAAUCCCAGAUAACAAGCCUCUUCUCAGACUGUUGAAUAUUUUUAGAUUGGGUGGAUGGGUCAAAAGAAUAAAAAGUAUCAAAUAUGAAUAUGAAAUUUCAGAUCAUGAAAUCAUAGCUAUAAAGGUGGGAAAGAAUUUUAAAAUCAUCUCAUCCAAUCACUUCAUUUUAAGAGAAGGUCCAGGAAUUUAAAUUAUCUAUCCAGGAUCACACUGAUUAUAAGUGACCAGAGCUGAGAUUUGAACCCAAAUCUGAAUCCAAUUUUAUCUCUCUUUUCACUGUCUUAAGUCAGAAGUGAAACAAUUUUGUAGUGAGAAGUAAGUGGAGAAUGAAGAUGAAAGGAAAGACAGAGUUUACCAGUUCUUGCACACUGGUAAACAUGAUCCCAAAGCCCUUUACUUGCUUACAAUCUAUAGAACUUAUAAAUUCUUAGAGUUCGUUUUUGUUAAAAUCGACAUUCAUUUGAGAUCACAAACCAGUCAAGGGAAUCAUCACCUGGAAGUAAACAGUUUGUGAUUUCAGAUUUGAUGACCACACACAGAAUCAACACAGGAUGAUGGCAGGCCAGUGACAUAGGCAACGAUAGGGAGGAAAAUAAAAGACAAGAUAUAAAAGGAGUGGAAUUACAAUAAAAGGAGAGAGAGAGAAAAAGAGGGAAAGUGAGGAAAGAGAGAAGGAGAAAGAGAGAGGAGGGGAGAGGGAGAGAUGGAGAAGGAAAGAGGGAAGGAGAGAGGAAGAGAGAGGGAGAGGGAGAGACAAAAAAACCCUACCUGUAGCAGAAAGCAACCAACAGUUAUCUUUGGUGCACAAACUGCCUGGUCCUAAAUUAAUCCACCUCCCUUCUCUAGACAAAACCACACCGUUCCAUAUAGAUAGGUUUCUAUUGUACAUUUUAACAGCUACCAAAAAAGUUUCCCCAUCUUCACAAUCCAAUAUUUGUCCAUCCGUUCUGUAAGGAAGCUCUUCCUUUAUUUAGACUAUUCAUAAUGUAGUAGAAUCACAGAUCACGAACAUUGGAACCAUAGAAAUCAGCUAGUCCCCAUCAUUUUAUAGAUGAGGAAGCUCCAAUAGGUCAUUAGUAGCAAAGCUAGGACCUGAGUCCUCUGGCUCCAAAUCUAGCAUUGCUGUCCAUACAAUAUGCUGGUUUUUUAAGAGAAAGACCACUUAAGUACCCCAAAUUCUGUAGGUUUUAAGCCUACCAUUGCAAUUACUUCCAUUGUGAUACUGUUCUUCAAUUUAGAAGAAAAUUGAAAUCUUAAUAAUUGCUACAUGUUAUGUCUGAAGCCUCUGAGAGCUACAUGUUCACGGUAAAAUUGCUGUGAAGAAUGGAUUUCUACUGCUUUAUUUCAUUUGUGAAAGUUGAGAUAAUCAUGAGUUUUCAGGAUCUCAAAGUGUUUUGGUAUAAAGAUAAAAUUAUUUUAAAUUGGAAGAGAUUAUGGAUUCAGAUUCUUGAUUUGGAGAUUGUAGACUCAGACCUCCAAGGGACCCUAGACAUUAACAAGGAUAAUCUUUCAUUCUAUAGUAAUAGAUCGAUCUGCUUUUACCAAUGGCUUGAUGAUUGUAGAAACACCCUGGCCUAAAUUUAUCCUUUGUUCACAAAACACAGGAAUUUUAGAGAACUGUACCUAUUAGGCUAUAUGAGAGAGACACAUGUUCAAAUUCUAUUUUCCAUGUAAUUCACAUAGCAUAUGGCAAGUAUUUACAGAAUCCAAGAAUAACCUAAAAUUAAGUACAAGACAUUACCAUGAGCUUGGCUAUAUGCAUAGCCUUUUAAAAAUGUAUAUUCAUGGUCUUUUUAAAACCAGAAAUAUCUUCGACAUGAGAUUCAUGUAGGGUAGCAGAGUGUCAUUCAAAUUUCUAUUCUUUUUGAAAGGACAAGUUCUUGAGCCCUGAAUGUCCUUCCGAUUGGAGCCAGGAUUCCUGAAAAGAGGACCUUAUGUUUGGGUGGCUAUUAAUGUUUCUAAGCAUAAUAGAGGACCUCAUCCUGAAGGGUAUUAUUUGGUCCUACUCAGACCAUGGAAUAGUCAGUCCCCUGUGGUUGCUUCUGAGUGCUGAAUGUAUUAGUUGCUUGAAGAGAAAAUUUAGAGAAUGUUUGUAGAGUGUGCUGAGUCUUUUGUUAGAUCUAGUUGGAGUGAAAGUUAUUUGUGCUCCUUUUAAAGUAUUUAACAAUUUCAAGUAUUUACCAAUUUGAAUUAUUUACCAAUGUUGUGAUAAUAUUGAUCAGGAAAGAGAAAGAAAAACCAAAGAAAGAAGAGAGUGAAGAGGGAUAAGAGGAAGAAAAAAUAGAACAAGAAUAAAAGAAGGAAUGAAUGAGAAAAAAAUAAGAACAG